UGACUACGAUCUCUGGAUCUUACCCGAAUUCUCUUUUCGGAGGCUGCGAUGAGCUGCUUCAACGCUGCCCCCACCGCCGCCGCCGCUGCUGCUGCUGCUAGCCCUCUAUUGAUGAAUGGCUUUUCUAUCUCACAUGGCGCCGCUGUAAAAUGCCUUCUUUCUCUUCUCAACCCCUCAGAAAACCUUGUUUGGUUCGCCCCAAAUCCAAGCAAUGCCCAGAUUCCACUCGCCCAUGUGUCGUUCAGUCCCUUUUCAGCCUCUCUUCUCGAGGGAACCUCUCGGAGGCCCUUUCUUACCUCGACCCAUUGGCCCAAAGAGGCAUACGCUUGCCCUCUAGCGCUUUCGUCCACCUCUUGCGACUCUGUGCCAAAGCCAAGUCUCUCAAAGGUGGUAAAUGUAUUCAUCUGCAUUUGAAACAUACGGGGUUUAAACGCCCCACGACUAUUGUAGCCAACCAUUUGAUUGGUAUGUAUUUCAAAUGUGGCCAUGAGAUUGAUGCACGUAAGGUGUUUGAUAAAAUGUCUGUGAGGAAUUUGUACUCUUGGAAUCAUAUGCUUGCUGGGUAUGCUAAGUUGGGGAAUGUAUAUCAAGCUAGGAAGUUGUUUGAUGGAAUGACGGAGAAGGAUGUUGUUUCUUGGAAUACCAUGGUUCUUGCUUAUGCUAAGAAAGGGUGUUUCGAUGAAGUUGUUGGGUUAUACAGAGACUUCAGGAGACUGGAGAUGGGUCUCAAUGAGUUUAGUUUUGCUGGUGUUUUGAUUCUUUGUGUGAAGCUGAGGGAAUUGCAGCUCACGAAGCAGGUUCAUGGGCAGGUAUUGGUUGUUGGAUUUUUGUCUAAUGUAGUGCUUUCUAGUUCAAUAGUUGAUGCAUAUGCAAAAUGUGGAGAGAUGGGAUGUGCGCGGAAAUUGUUUGAUGAAAUGCUUGUGAAAGAUAUCCUCGCGUGGACUACUAUGGUAUCUGGAUAUGCUAAAUGGGGUGAUAUGAAUUUGGCUAGCGAAUUGUUUCACCAAAUGCCUGAAAAGAAUCCUGUCUCCUGGACAGCUUUAAUAUCAGGCUAUGCAAGGAACGGUUUGGGGCACGACGCACUCGAUUACUUCACAAAAAUGAUGAUGUUUCGAAUUCAUCCCGACCAAUAUACAUUUAGUAGUUGUCUCUGCGCAUGUGCCGGUAUUGCUGCACUGAAGCAUGGUAAACAAGUACAUGCGUAUUUGAUAAGAACGAACUUCAGAUGCAACACAAUAGUCGUCAGCUCUCUCAUUGACAUGUAUUCAAAGUGUGGCAUGUUAGAAGCAGGCUACCGUGUUUUUCACCUUAUGGGAAAUAAGCAGGAUGUUGUAUUGUGGAAUACAAUGAUAUCUUCCCUAGCUCAACAUGGUCAUGGGGAGAAAGCAAUGCAGAUGUUCAAUGACAUGGUUAAAUCAGGAUUGAAGCCUGAUAGGAUCACGUUCAUCGUGAUCCUUAGCGUGUGUAGUCAUUCAGGGCUCGUGCGAGAGGGACAUCGGUUUUUCAAGGCCAUGACGUAUGAUCACAGCGUUCUCCCUGAUCAAGAACACUAUGCAUGGUUAAUUGAUCUCUUGGGUCGAGCGGGAUGUUUUAACGAGUUGGUAAACGAGCUAGAGAAGAUGUCGUGUAAGCCGGAUGAUCGAGUAUGGAAUGCGUUACUUGGUGUGUGUAGAAUGCAUGGUAGUAUGGUGCUAGGAAGAAAAGUGGGUGAGCAUGUAAUGGAGGUGGAUCAUCAAUCUUGUGCAGCUCGUGAAUCUCUUGCAAGUUUGUAUGCUUUUCUAGGGAAAUGGGAGUCAGUAGAAAAGGUGAGGGAAGAACUGGAAGAGAGAUUGGUGAAGAAGGAGCGUGCAAUGAGUUGGAGUGACAUUGAAAAUAAGGUACAUUCUUUCAUUGCAGAUCACAUUCAUUGAAGGAAGAUAGGCACAUCCCAUACAGAAGAACAAUUUUCGAUCAUUGAAAAGAGGGUGUUAAGCAAGAGGGAAAAGUCGCUAAGGGUGUCAGUGCCUCAAAAUGCUUUUGCUCGUACCUUCGUCAGCAACGUAAAGUAGAGAUGCCAAUUUAACCUAAACAAAGAAGUAGAGGACGGAAGAGAUUUUUCUAUAUUAACUUAGCAGAAUCCUUAUAUAUAUAUAUAUAUAUGGGAGUUGAACUGCUACGGAAUAGGUCAACUUUUUAAACUGCUACUGAAUCCAUGGGCAGACAAGAGACAAUACUGAAUCCAUGGGCAAACAAGAGACAAUGUAGUAAACUGCUACUGAAUUCAUGGGCAGACAAGAGACAAUGUAGUAAACUGCUACUGAAUCUAUGGGCAGACAAGAGACAAUGUAAAUCUCUCUAUUA
Molecule: messenger RNA, 2340 nt
Organism: Cucurbita pepo subsp. pepo (vegetable marrow)
Lineage: Eukaryota; Viridiplantae; Streptophyta; Magnoliopsida; Cucurbitales; Cucurbitaceae
Source: RefSeq, a predicted model, not a curated record